ACCAUUUUUUUAAUCUCACAAGUAUUUUUGUACCCCAAUCAUCAUUUAAUCUUAUCUUCAUCAUUAAUUACUUCAUUGAUUUCAUGAAUUUUAAAAUAUUCUCCCUUUCUUAAUUUACAAUUCGAUUAUUAAAAAUAUUUUUAUAUUUAAUAUAAACAUUAAUUACAAAAAAUAAAAAAUCUGUCCAUUCCUAUCCCACAGUCUUUAACGAAGAAACGACAUCGUUGCACGCACUCCAAAAAGAACAACACUCUUUCUUCAUGACUCUGCCACGCCUGUAGACACAGAAAAACUCUCUAGCCUUCAACCGAAGCAGAAAAUAAGCACUCCUUUCUUCUCAAGCAUUGAAAUAGUGUGUUUUUUAUUUUGAUUUUGCAGAAAGUUUUGAAGUAUUUUAAUUUUAAUUUUGAUUUCCGUCGAUUAUAAGAUAUUUUAGCUGAAUUUCUCUUAUUUAAAACAAAAAAAGGAAAAGUAAAAUGGGUUUUCUUUGAUUUUUCAACUAAAUGUUAUUUCAAGACAACUUUUUAUGGCAUGAAAGUAGUAAAUAAAAUUUUCAAGUUUGGCUAAAAAUCCCUAAAAUUUUUAUUUCUUUUGUUUUGGAAUUCUGGGGGGAGAGAUGGGUUGUACGCAAUCGAAGAUCGACAACGAAGAAGCCGUUACCCGCUGCAAAGAGAGAAAGCAAUUCAUGAAAGAAGCGGUUGCGGCGCGGAAUGCCUUCGCCGCCGCCCACUCCGCCUAUGCCAUGUCCUUAAAAAACACCGGCGCCGCCUUAAGCGACUACGUCCACGGCGAGGUCCAGGAUCCCAGCCUCCCUUCUCAACCUGGGCCGCUGUUCGUGUUACCCCCGCAACCGCCUCCAGUCGACAAGCUCUUCCCUCCGCCUCCGCCUCCCGGGAACCUCACCGGAGAUCCUGUGGUCCCGAUCCAACGGUCGGCUAGUAUGCCGAUACAGAUGCCGUUGAAAGAGAAGCAAAGGGAAACGUCGACGAGCCCGAUCAUUGAAGAGGAUGAGGAGGACGAGGACUUGGAAGCGAGUGAUAGGUUGGUGAAGCGAAAAUCAAGGAAUUAUAGGGGAAGUGGUAGUGGUGGUAGGAGUAGGAAGGAAGUGAUAGCGGAAGCGGAGGAGGUGGAGGAAAGGGUGACGACAACGACGGUGCAGGCGCGUGCAAUGCAAUCACAGCCACCCCACGAUUCGACUUUCUAUUACAUCUUUCCCACGGAAGAUAGUGUGCCUGGACCGAGUUUAGGGGAGGUGGAAGAAACGUGGGUGGAGAACAGGAAGGUGGAAAGGAAGGUUUUUGAGGAAAUGCCUAAAAGAGUUGAAGAGGAGAUGGUGGAGGAGAAGAUGAGGAAGGAGGAGGUGGCUGUGGAGAAGGGGCAGAAGACGGCAGUGGAGGUGGAGAAGCCGGUAGCAUCAACGGCUGGGGUAGGGAAGGGCAGCAAGAAGGGUGGGAAAGUGGGGUUUAGUAGUACAGGGGAGAAGAGGUUGGAGAAUGGGAAUUUUAAUUUGUUGCAGGUGUUUGCAGAACUUGAUGAUGAUUUCUUGAGGGCCUCAGACAGUGCUCAUGAGGUUUCAAAGAUGUUGGAGGCUACUAGGUUGCAUUAUCACUCUAAUUUUGCAGAUAAUCGAGGACUCAUUGAUCACUCUGCAAGAGUGAUGCGUGUUAUUACUUGGAAUCGGUCAUUUAGAGGAUUAAAAUUAGACAAUGCUGAUAAUGCCAAGGAUGAUUUUGAUUCAGAGGAGAAUGAAACUCAUGCCACUGUAUUGGAUAAAAUGCUUGCAUGGGAAAAAAAGCUUUAUGAUGAAGUGAAGGCAGGUGAGCUUAUGAAGUUUGGGUACCAAAGGAAGGUUGCCACUCUAAACAAACUAAAGAAACGAGGGACCAACUCUGAAGCACUCGAAAAGGCUAAAGCAGCAGUAAGUCAUCUACAUACCAGAUAUAUUGUUGACAUGCAAUCCAUGGAUUCAACAGUUUCAGAGAUAAAUCGGUUACGAGAUGAACAGCUAUAUCCAAAACUUGUUCAGCUUGUUGAUGGGAUGGCGACAAUGUGGGAAACCAUGAAAGUUCAACAUGAGAGCCAAUCUAAGAAAGUGACAGUCCUGAAAGAUAAUCUGGACCUCUCUCAAUCCCCAAAGGAAACAAGUAAGCACCACCAUGAGCGCACCAUCCAGCUGUUAGCAAUUGUGCAGGAUUGGCACAUGCAGUUUUGUAAGCUUUUUGACUACCAGAAAGUAUACAUAAAAGCCCUGAACAAUUGGUUAAGGCUAAAUCUCAUUCCCAUUGAAAGCAGCCUGAAGGAGAAAGUUUCUUCUCCUCCGAGGGAUGAAAAUCCCCCAAUUCGAAGGCUCCUUGUUGCUUGGCAGGACAAGUUUGAGAAACUUACAGAUGAGAUUGCAAGAAGUGCCAUUAAUAACUUUGCUCACGUGAUAGAUUCUAUUGUGCAGCAUCAAUUAGAUGAAAUGCAUCUGAAGGAAAAAUGUGAGGAAUCUCAGAAGGAGCUUCUAAAGAAGCAACGACAAUUUGAUGAUUGGCACCAUAAGUAUAUGCAGCGAAGAACACCAGAGUUGGACCCAGAGAGGACAGAAAGCAACCCUACCAAUGAUGCUGUUGCUGAAAGGAUGUUUAUGUUGGAAUCCGUAAAGAAGAGGCUGGCAGAAGAGGAAGAGGCAUAUAAGAGUUUAUGCGUUCAGGUGAGGGAGAAGUCUUUGGUUAAUCUUAAAACUCGCAUGCCAGAGCUUUUUAGAGCAAUGACAGGUAUUGCCUUCACUUGUACAAGAAUGUAUGGAGAGUUAAGGUCCAUAUCACGCACAAAGAAUCCAAGUCAUGUCUCAUAGAAGUGGUUGUAUGUUUAUGUGAUUUUCUUUCUAUCUAUGUAUAAUGUAAUUUUAUUUGAUUUAUAUAGAUAAACUCGUUCAACAGA
This is a messenger RNA of Durio zibethinus, 2922 nucleotides long. RefSeq names its product protein ALTERED PHOSPHATE STARVATION RESPONSE 1-like. Lineage: Eukaryota; Viridiplantae; Streptophyta; Magnoliopsida; Malvales; Malvaceae. The record is from RefSeq and is a predicted model, not a curated record.